Cucumis melo (muskmelon) is the source of this 1452-nucleotide messenger RNA. RefSeq names its product peroxidase 51-like. The coding region runs from base 27 to 1037 and encodes 336 amino acids. Gene Ontology annotation, molecular function: heme binding; peroxidase activity. The record is from RefSeq and is a predicted model, not a curated record. The transcript is spliced from 4 exons. Gene Ontology annotation, biological process: hydrogen peroxide catabolic process; response to oxidative stress. Lineage: Eukaryota; Viridiplantae; Streptophyta; Magnoliopsida; Cucurbitales; Cucurbitaceae.
GUUGCCAUUUUCAAAAGAAAGAGAAAAUGAGAGGGAUUAGUAGAAUGGUCGUAAGCUCUUUUGUGGGUUUUGUUCUUGUUUUGACAACUUUGUUGGCGGUUGUUCCCACGACGGAGGCUCAGCUCCGACGAGAUUUCUAUGCCGAUGUAUGCCCUAAUGUUGAGAGUAUAGUUCGAAGCGCUGUGACGAAGAAGUUCAAACAAACGUUUGUUACUGUUCCUGCUACUGUUCGCCUCUUCUUCCAUGAUUGCUUUGUUCAGGGAUGUGAUGCGUCAGUGAUGAUCGCUUCAGAUGGAAGCAACACGGCAGAGAAGGAUCAUCCUGAUAAUCUUUCGUUAGCCGGUGAUGGAUUCGAUACUGUUAUCAAAGCUAAAGCAGCAGUUGACGCUGUGCCGGGAUGUAAAAACAAAGUCUCAUGUGCUGAUAUUCUCGUCAUGGCUACUCGAGAUGUCAUUUCAUUGGCGAGAGGACCUUCAUAUGCAGUGGAGUUGGGAAGAAAAGAUGGGCUUGUUUCCAGGGCUUCAGAUGUCGAAGGAAAAUUGCCUCAACCAACCUUUAAUCUCAAUCAACUUAAUGCUAUGUUUGCUGCCAAUGGUCUUUCUCAAGCUGACAUGAUUGCUCUCUCUGCGGCACACACCGUAGGAUUCUCCCAUUGCAGCAAAUUUGCAGAUAGAAUAUACAAUUUCAGUCGUACAAAUCCAGUUGAUCCAACGUUAAAUCCGACAUAUGCAAAAAAGCUUCAAGAGAUGUGUCCCAAAGAUGUGGAUCCAAGGAUAGCCAUUGACAUGGAUCCAAACACCCCUAGAAGGUUUGAUAAUAUGUACUUCAAAAAUCUCCAACAAGGAAUGGGCCUUUUCACUUCUGACCAAAUCCUCUUCACUGACCCAAGGUCUAGGUCCACUGUCAAGGUUUGGGCUCAUAGUGGUCAAACCUUCUACAAAGCCUUCAUUAAUGCCAUGACCAAGUUGGGUCGGGUCGGUGUCAAGACCGGAUCCGAUGGUAACAUUCGUACUGACUGUGGUGUUUUCAACUCUUGAACAUAAAGAGAAGAGUUUGGAUUAAGAGCGAAGUUGUAAAGUUUGAAAAGUUUUAGGCUUUUAAUUUUUGUGACUCAAAAUUACAUAAAUUGAUGUUUUUUAAGUCGUGAGUCCCACGACGAACUACUUCAAACUUUUAUUUUCCUUCGAUUCCUUUGAGAAAGAACAGUUAAACCGACUUUAAAGUUUUGGGAUUGUUGUUAUUAUUAUUAUUAACGUGGAUUGGAAUAAAGGGAGUUAAGAAAAAGAGAGGGAGAGAGAGAGAUGGCUAUUUGUACAAAAAAUAGUUUCAUAUUCUAAUUUGAUUUUCAUUCUUUGUUCAAUCACAUGGUGUCAUGUGUUGGAUUGAUGUACUUUUCUUGUAAGCAAGUAACAAAUGUGGGUGUCGUUAAUGAAAAUAUUUUGAAUUCUAUAA